AAGGUUGGGUGUGUGGAAGAAGAGUGAGGAAGAUCAGUCGACCCAGUUAAGAGAAGCGAAGUCUAGAGCUUAAUUACGGAUUUACCCCCUCAACGUGUAACAAUUUACAAGAACACCCUUGACUCCUUCCAGUCACUUCCGGAUGCUUCUUCCGAUUUCCUUUAUGGCCUUUUCUCAUUAUCCAAUCAGAGAAUAAAACUUUCAAGUUUGUGAUUGUAGGGUUUCUUCUUCGGAGGUGAGAGCGAAAGAGAGAGAGAUGUCGUAUCUUCUGCCUCACUUGCACUCGGGAUGGGCUGUCGAUCAGGCUAUCCUCGCCGAGGAGGAACGACUCGUCAUCAUUCGAUUCGGCCAUGACUGGGACGAAACUUGCAUGCAGAUGGAUGAGGUGUUGGCUAACGUUGCAGAGACGAUAAAGAAUUUUGCUGUUAUCUACUUGGUGGACAUCACAGAAGUGCCUGAUUUCAAUACUAUGUAUGAGCUUUACGAUCCCUCAACAAUCAUGUUUUUCUUCCGCAACAAGCAUAUCAUGAUUGAUCUUGGCACUGGAAACAAUAACAAGAUCAACUGGGCUCUAAAGGACAAGCAGGAGUUCAUCGACAUUGUUGAGACUGUUUAUCGUGGAGCCCGAAAGGGUCGUGGUCUGGUGAUUGCACCCAAAGACUACUCAACGAAAUACCGUUACUGAGCCCUGUGGUACUUCUGUAUUGUUUAUCCAUUCCGACUAUAAGGAUGUACCUGUAGGAAAUUUACUCUUUGAAACUCAAACUUCAGUAUAUAUCUCCGUCAGGAUGGAACACUGAAGACAUAAGCAUAUGGCUUCAUAAUGCAUUGUAUUUGAUACCGAGUACUAAAUACCUAGUUGGAACCAUUAAGCACUUCUUUUUUUAUUUAUUCAAUUUUCAUGGAGAGGAUUUCUCA
Molecule: messenger RNA, 918 nt
Organism: Macadamia integrifolia
Lineage: Eukaryota; Viridiplantae; Streptophyta; Magnoliopsida; Proteales; Proteaceae
Product: thioredoxin-like protein YLS8
Exons: 3
Coding region: 257-685 (142 amino acids)
Biological process (GO): mRNA splicing, via spliceosome
Cellular component (GO): U5 snRNP; spliceosomal complex; U4/U6 x U5 tri-snRNP complex
Source: RefSeq, a predicted model, not a curated record